This is a messenger RNA of Aspergillus wentii DTO 134E9, 3957 nucleotides long. RefSeq lists its product as uncharacterized. NCBI's taxonomy places the organism in Eukaryota, Fungi, Ascomycota, Eurotiomycetes, Eurotiales, Aspergillaceae. The transcript is spliced from 2 exons. Bases 1 to 3957 code for a protein of 1318 amino acids. The record is from RefSeq and is a predicted model, not a curated record.
AUGGCCGACAAUUUUGGGAAGAAAGAACGCAGAAAAAGUCUGAGCGUGUUCGGUUCGUCGACGACGACCUCAAUCCUCUCCGGGCCUACGGCCCAUGAUCGAUCCCCUUCCGAUGAUGUCCACACCUUGAAGAAGAAGACCCGUCGCAACUCUGGGUUUUUCACGGGUCGGAGUGACAGUCCAGCCAGAACCCCAGCCGUGCAGGGCCUCCGUCGACCCAAUACCCCGGAUUCCGAAACAGCUGCCUGGGCGGCUUCCGUUUCCACCGCCACGGCCCCCGACCUUUCUCGUUCCCGUCGGAAAUCGUUGCAGAAGAAGCGUACGUCAGUGUUCGGCUCCCUGCGAUCCCUCCAUUCGCUGGACGACGAUGAGAAAUCGCUAGGGCGCUCCAAGGGUUCGUCCGGUGACGAUGAUGAUGUAUCCGAUCCCCGGCCCGGUGUCGGUUCGAUGAUUCUGCACCAUGGAGAAAUGCAGACCACGGGUGGAAUGUGGAGGAAGAAAAGCCAGUACCUGGUCCUGACCGAUACACAUCUCAUUCGAUUCAAAAGCCAGGGGAAAGCGGCCGACGUGUUUUCAUCGAUUCCUCCAUCGUUUGCACGCUCCACGGCCGCAAACCGUCAGUCGGUCGCAUCCAUCAGUUCGCUUCAAGAAACUCAGCUGCCGGCCUCUAGUGAUUCUUUUGCGGGUAUUCAUCUGAAUAGUAUCAUUGCUGUUUACAUGUUAGAUGAUGGAAGACCUUCCUCGACGGUCGAGGUGGCUUACUUGGAUGAGCGGUCACAUAAGGCUGCAUUCAUGCAGAUGCAGACGUCAGAUUAUCAGGAACUAAACCUGUGGAUGGUGGGAAUUCGCUCAGCAGCCGAACUGGUCCGCGCAGCCGAUCCGAUGUAUUUUGAUCAAAGGUCCGUCGAACAUGUUGCCAGAAUGUUGGAGUAUGAAAGAGAUUAUGAUCCAGAGAACUUUCGCAUGUUUCGUGUGAUCCAAAUGGCCUCUAGCAAGUCCGCUGCGCGGACGUCAUCCGACGAUCUUACCAAAUUAUCUCCCACUGGCUGCUAUCUGGCUCUUGGGUUACACAAACUUCAUCUAAUUCCCUUCCAGAAGACUUCCAGUCGGGCUUCGGUUGUUUCAUUGGCGGAUAUGGAAACGGUGACAUCAUUCGGGCUCAUGAACCUGACUUGCCUAUCGAUGGAAUGGGGGGAUGAUAGCCUGCAUCUAACGUUUCGCGUUCCACUUCGUAAACAGUUCUCGGUUUUCCUCGCAUCUGUGCAUUCGCUCGAGAUUGCCUUCUGGAUAAGGCAACACACCGAAUACCUACGGCCCCUUUGGAUUAAACAGCCAUAUGACUUUAUCGUGCCCCGCGACCUCGAUAACGAUAGUAAUUUCCUCCCCGUGUCGCUGGACGAGGACUACGGUUGUUUCGACCGGACACUGGUCGCCUACUCCGCUAGUUAUGAUAUCGAUACCUCCAAUAUUCGUUAUACAAUCGACGUACAAUGCGACGAUGCUCCGUGCUUUAGACUCCUACCACCAGCUUCCCCGCGGCGCCAGAAAUACACACCCCUAGAGCUAAUUGCGGUUAUGCGAGCUCUUCGGUAUAACGAAUCCUUUCGGUCAAUAUCGUUUAGUGGUGUCAGCUUAGACCCACUCCAAGCUAUCCGCGAUCUUCAUGGGCUUGACAAGGAUGCGCGGCUGAGUCGUGCAUGUGCUGUCAUUCAGAUUCCUGGGCAAGAAAACCUGUCUGUUCUAUCCCAGGAAGUUCGUGCAUUGACUUUGAAAAGUAAAUGGCUCCGGCGUCUUGAUUUCUCCUACUGUUUAAGCCGCACACCCAAGACCGAUAUCGAAAGCCACGAUCCUGGCUGUGGUAUUCCGGAAGCUAUUUUCCCCAUCUGUCGACGAGAAUUAACAAGCGUUGAUUGGGUUGUGCUUAACGGUAUCAAACUUGGUGACUCGGACCUUGACUAUCUGGUGGAUGCUGCCUCCCAGAGAAGUAGCCAUCUGCGAGCUCUAGAGGUUGGAAACUGCGGUUUGUCUGUUCAUGAUAUCGACUUGUUGCUUUCGACAAUCGUCGCUCAGGAUUCGACUUUGGAAGCGAUCAACAUCUCUGGUGUUCAAGGCCGUUUGAAUCCCGAUGUACUACAACGCUACAUUGGCUUCUUUAGCCAAAUCAAAAAAGUCGACCUAACACGCCUUUCGAGAACUUCGGGCCCGGAGCCACUUAUCACUGCGGAGACCCUGUUCAAUUGGCGAUUGGAGGAACUUUCCUUGAGCCGGACUGCUGUCAAUAGGGAAACUGUUGAUGCGAUCGCCACAUAUUUGGCCAGUGAUAGGUCUCAUAACUUGCGUGUACUUCGACUUGACCAGUGUGGCCUAACCGGCGAGGAUGUAGCCACGUUCUUGCAUUCGAUGGCUGUCAGCGGAAGCUCGCGCCCCCUGCACUUGCAUGUUAAUGAGAACCGACUCGAUAGUGGCUGUUCGUACUUGUUCAAGGCAAUCGCCCAGAACAAGACCCCAUCCCACUUAUCGAUGAGGAUGAUUGACUUCAAAAAGGAAGAACAGUUCCGCGAUCUAGUCGAAGCUCUAAGAAAGAACAAAACGCUGAAGUACUUGGAUAUUUCAAAAGCAUCUCUUCCGUAUGACGCAGGUCCCGAGACGUGCAAGUCGUUGCAGAUGAUGUUCGAAGAAAACGAAACUCUGGAAGAUUUGGACAUCGGCGGAGAAAGCGCACACUUGGAUGUCGCCCGGUUUGGGAUUGGUCUCAAUUUGGCAUUGACUGGUUUGAAAAAGAACAAGUCUUUGAAGGUUUUGCGAAUCGAGCACCAAAAACUUGGUCUCCAGGGUGCAAACACAUUGGCGUCUGUGCUACUCGACAACGACUGUCUUCGUGAGGUCUACUGCGAAAACAAUGAUAUCAACCUGCAAUCAUUCACGGUUUUGGUCAAUGGCUUGCAAGGAAACAGAUCCCUGCUGGUUCUAUCCUGUAUGGAUCGGGACAGAAUUAAUUCGCUUGACAAAGUACGCCGAGAGAUUGAAAGUGUGAGGCGUGAUAAUAGCCAUACACAGCACUCUACCUCGAGCUCAAUCCGACGAUCUAUCCAUGCAGCGAGACAUGUCAAGAAUGCGGCAGUCGGAAACAAGUUGACCAAACAUCAAUCGACGGCGAGCCUACAACGCGCUGGCGCUUCUACACCAAUCAAUCCCUCCUCGUCUGUAGAAGCCCCUAAUGUCGUGAGCUAUGACGUCGAGUUCGUCUUGAGCUCUUUGGGUCGGAAAUGGGACGCCGAGGUGGCUCGUCUGCGUCGGUAUUUGUUUCGAAACUACAACUUGGUCAAUGGGAUUGACGAGGCGUCUGGCAGUAUUCCUGAUGACGCUGCCAGCGAUGGCCGGCCAACCACCGCUAUGAGCAUUGGGACUAUGCUGGACAGUCUCAAGUUUGAACUGACUGUAUCUGAGAACGAAGUUCACGGUGUCACGCAGGGUCAUAGCGCCCAGCCGUCUCUGGAUUCCAUUGAUCAAGGCCAGUCCAAUCAUUUACAGAUCUUCAACAGCCUUGACUCUGAAGGCAAUCCGAAUACCCUAAUGAAGCAGCGUCCUCAAACUGCUCCAUUUUCAUUUCCUGAACAUUGCCCUCGGAUUCUACCAGCUGAAUACACUUCUGGGCAAGGCUCUUCCGCGCGCCUGGCUGUUCCGGUUCCUGCUAUGCCUUCAACCGUCCACAAAACAGGCAGCGUACGAAGCGCCCGCAGCUCCAGCACCGUCUCCACCAGUACCGGGACCGCUGCGAGCUCGCGAAGUACAUACGGCUCAGCUUCCUCGACGUUGCGAGGUUUUCUUAGUGGAAGCGCGUCAAAGGAGCGCAGGAAAAUAGAGAAAAUGCGACCCGGGUCUGUCUGUGUGUCGAAUGAAAAAGCACCAAAGCUGGACUGGUCACCACCUCACCUUGAUUUACGGGACUUUCGGUAG